Haliotis rubra (blacklip abalone) is the source of this 1289-nucleotide messenger RNA. Its product is annotated as prostaglandin reductase 1-like. The transcript is spliced from 9 exons. Gene Ontology annotation, cellular component: cytoplasm. The record is from RefSeq and is a predicted model, not a curated record. NCBI's taxonomy places the organism in Eukaryota, Metazoa, Mollusca, Gastropoda, Lepetellida, Haliotidae. Gene Ontology annotation, molecular function: 15-oxoprostaglandin 13-reductase [NAD(P)+] activity; 2-alkenal reductase [NAD(P)H] activity. Gene Ontology annotation, biological process: prostaglandin metabolic process. The coding region runs from base 73 to 1077 and encodes 334 amino acids.
UUGAUGUGUCAUUACCCUGGCUCAGUACGUAUAUAUAGCUGAGGGAACACGGGUGAGCAGGGUCACAUCACAAUGGUCAAGGCAAAGAAGUGGAUACUUGCUACAGAGUUUGCUGGAGAGCCAAAGGACUCCAACUUCAAGCUCGAAGAGGAGAACCUGCCUGCGUUGAAAGAUGGAGAAAUCAUCUGUGAUGCUGUAUAUCUCAGUGUGGACCCAUACAUGAGGUUAGAUCGAGAUUGGAUUAACUCUGUCGGGAGCGUCAUCAUCGGCGAACAGGUAGCGAGGGUGACGGAGAGUAAAAGCAAGGACUACCCCGUCGGAUGUCUGGUGCAGAUGUACUCGGGGUGGCGUUCACGUACACUGGUCAACCCUGCAAAUAAAACUGCAACUGAAGCCAUUCAUUUUCUCAAAGUCCCCGACCUUGGAAAACUGGAGCCAUCCCUCGCGCUGGGAAUCUUGGGCAUGCCAGGGAUGACUGCCUACUUUGGGUUCCUGGAGCUCUGUCAGCCAAAGGCUGGAGACACUGUGCUGGUCAACGGUGCCGCGGGGGCGGUGGGCAGUGCUGUCGGACAGAUCGCCAAGAUCAAGGGGUGCAAGGUGAUUGGCUUUGCUGGAUCAAAGGAGAAAUGUGAUUGGGUGAAGAGUCUUGGAUUUGAUCACGUGUUCAACUACAAGGAACAAGACAUCGACAAGUCCCUGAAAGAGGCGGCCCCCGACGGAAUUGACUGCUACUUUGAUAACGUGGGAGGAAAUUUCACAUCUAAAGCGCUUCAACACAUGAAAGAGUUUGGUCGUAUUUCUGUUUGCGGUGGUAUCUCAGUCUACAAUGCCACACAGCCACCUCUCACUCCAGAUCCGUUCAUGACGAUCCUAUCCCAACAACUUAAAGUUGAAGGCUUCAUUGUGAUGAGGUGGUGGACAAGAUUUCCGGAAGGCAAAGCUGAAAUGAAGAAAUGGAUAGAUGAAGGAAAGCUCAAGUACAGAGAGACGGUCCAAGAUGGUUUCGACAACAUGCCCAAGAUCUUCAUGUCGCUCUUGAAAGGAGCCAACAUAGGGAAGAUGAUAGUCAAAGCUUAGAUAAACAGACAGAUCACUGAGUGUCACUUAUCUCAGUCCCACUUAUCUCAGUCCCAAUAACUCACCUCCAUGCACAAAUCAUAUACUCAUUUAAUGUUUAUGAUAGAUGUAUUAUUGUGAUAUGGCAGCUGUGUGAUAGUUAUGUUCAGAUCUGUAACUCAAGAAACAUUUACAAGAUCUGCAAUCUACACAUUCUGUACUUUGAAAUAUAC